Molecule: messenger RNA, 2680 nt
Organism: Toxotes jaculatrix (banded archerfish)
Lineage: Eukaryota; Metazoa; Chordata; Actinopteri; Toxotidae
Gene: brcc3
Product: BRCA1/BRCA2-containing complex, subunit 3
Exons: 1
Coding region: 77-859 (260 amino acids)
Biological process (GO): double-strand break repair
Cellular component (GO): BRCA1-A complex; BRISC complex
Molecular function (GO): metallopeptidase activity; cysteine-type deubiquitinase activity; polyubiquitin modification-dependent protein binding
Source: RefSeq, a predicted model, not a curated record
GGAAGUGAAGCGCUGCUCCCGAUGGUGUUUAUGUUGUCGCCUGCUCCCGGAUAGACAACUCGCCAGACAAGAAACGAUGGCGGUGAGCGCCGUUCACCUGGAGUCGGACGCCUUCCUGGUGUGUAUGAAUCACGCGUUGAGCACAGAGAAAGAGGAGGUGAUGGGUCUGUGUAUCGGGGAGGUGGAGGUCACCCGGAUCGUCCACAUCCACUCCGUCAUCAUCCUCCGCCGCUCGGACAAGAGGAAGGACCGGGUGGAGAUUUCCCCGGAGCAGCUGUCAGCGGCCUCCACGGAGGCGGAGAGGCUGGCCGACACGACGGGCCGGCCGAUGCGGGUGGUCGGCUGGUACCACUCCCACCCGCACAUCACCGUGUGGCCCUCACACGUCGACGUGCGGACCCAGGCCAUGUACCAGAUGCUGGAUCAGUGCUUCGUGGGUCUCAUCUUCUCCUGCUUCAUCGAGGACAAGAACACCAAGACGGGUCGGGUGCUGUACACCUGCUUCCAGUCCGUGCAAGCGCAGAAGGGCUCCGAGUACGAGCGGGUGGAGAUCCCCAUCCACGUCGUGCCCCGCGAAGCCAUCGGCAAGGUGUGCCUGGAGUCGGCCGUGGAGCUGCCGCGGAUCCUCUGCCAGGAAGAGCAGGACACGUACCGCAAGAUCCACAGCCUGGCGCACCUGGACCCCGUCACCAAGAUCCACAACGGCUCGGUGUUCACCAAGAACCUGUGCAGCCAGAUGUCGGCGGUGAGCGGGCCGCUGCUGCAGUGGCUGGAGGACCGGCUGGAGCAGAACAAGCAGAGCAUCGUGGAGCUGCAGCAGGAGAAGGAGAGGCUGCUGCAGGAACUGGCUGCUUUGUGAGCCCAGAGGACAUGGAGGGUGGAGGAGGACAGUCUAGAGACCACUGUCAGUUCUUUGUCUGUUGUUGGACAGGGUUUAGCUUCCUAACUGUUUUCUUACCUUAUCAAACUUCAGUUCUGUUUUUGGCAACAAAACAGAAGUCUUCACACAACUGCACUUCCAGCAGCUUGGAUUCUGUUUUGUUCUUUUAAUUCAUCCAUUCUCAAAAUUGUUGUGUUUAAAUUUUUCAUUUGUCCUCAAAUUGUUAAAUUAUCUAGAUUUAAUUAACCUUUUUUUUCCAGUCCUGUUUCCAGACUGCUGCUGGUUUCCAUCAGUGCAGAAAAGAUUAAAAUACACUCGUCUCUGGUUGGAUCAGAGCUUUGUUAACAGUCUUGAAUAUUCUCAAACAGAGCUGCUAAUAGUGGAUUUACUUUUUGCCCAUGAAAUACACUACCUGGCCAAAAGUAUGUGGUCACCCCAGUCCACGUUUGUUAUUGUGCUCUUUGUUUGAGGCUGUUUUUUUCUGGAUUGGCCUUCAUCUGUUAGUUCCAAUAAAGGAGUUUAAGUUAAUGCGAUAUAUUAAUUAUUAUAUUGUGGGCAAUACACAAACAGUUUUAUGGCCCCGUGCAAAAAAAAAAAAAAAGCCAGCUCCAUAAAGAAAUCGUUUUCCCGGUUUGCAGUGAAAGAACCUCACCUCAGCCCCAUCCUGUAGCUUUGGAAUGAACUGGGGGGGGCGGGGGGGUCUACCUGCAGUCACGAACCAAAAUCUUUUGGGAAGCCUGAAACCAGAAGAGUGGAGGCUGUUAUAGCAGCAGCUGAAAGGAGUGACAUUUUAACUGUCAUAUAUGGCUGUAAUGUUUAGGUGUCCACAUACCUUUGGCAACAAAUUCUACCUUAACUUGUCAGGAAUUUAAUUCUGCCAAAAAACAAGAUGCCUGGUUAAUUUUACACAGCUGGGUGGAGGCUGUUAACUGUAUCACCCACCCACAAUAUAGAAACAAAUGGCUAACUAGAGGGAAAGGUGAUGGUGUGAAACAUGUAGCAGUUUAUGGCAAAUGGGAAAUAACACUCAGGCAGUUAGGCGCGUGAAGAGCCUCUCUCCUCCAUUAUAGCCACUCUGAAUCAGAGCCUACUGAGCCUGCUGAUGGACGAGGGGCAGACACAAGGGGCAGACACAAGGUGCCUUCGGACUCAUGAAAGUGUUACUAUAGAUACUAUAAAAUGCAUAUGAAGCUAAGUGUUUGCUUAAGUGGAGUUUAAGGUAUAAUUUAAUCAAAAUAACAACUAACAGUUACAAAAGAGAAAUGGUUUAUGCCUUUGAAUGUGACCGUCUGAUUGCUUUCGAUGGGAUGUAGAAUGUUUAAAUGGGUUUAUCCAGUGAAACUACUGAGACCAGCAUCCAUUACAGAGGUGGUGAGGCACACACACACGUCUGUGUGUGUGUGUGUGUGUGUGUGUGUCUGCCCUCCAAAAUUCAGCAUGCUGCAGUUCACUUAUGUUCGCUUAUAUUUUCUAUCAGAAAAUAUAAGCAUUAUAUUUUCCACUUUUCACCACUUGUGGUCUCUUUGUCGUCUCUGUGUCUGUGUGUUACCACCAGGUGUCACCCUCGGCUCUGUUUUCACCUCAGUGAAAGGUACUUCUUCUUCCAUCCUGAUUAGUGUUCUCACCAUGUUUGGGUUCAGUGCGAGCUGAUGUGAAGCCCUGGUCAUAUAACUGUCCUGUAGUUUAUCUCUGGCCUCAGACACAGCAGCUGUAACAGCAAUAAUCCAAACUUUGUACAGUUUAUGAACUUUUUUUCUUUCUGAACACUUGGUUUCCCGUGAAUAAAUUCUCAGCUGUACA